UGUGCUUCCCUUCCUCUUUAGUGCAGCCAGGAAGUUUUUUACUUCUGUGCAUGUGUGUGUGUGUGCGCUUGAGUGUGGGUGUGUAAGCUGAAGGUUUGGGGCGGUGUUUGUGCAGGCGUUGCAGGCGUUUUUUGCCCACUUCGCUUCCCGUAACCCGGGCAGCUCCGGAGCCUGGGCUGUGGCCCGAGGAGGGGGCGCGGCGGCGGGCUCUCUCCUUUUGUUGUUGUUUCCUCCGCCUGGGGAGCUGAAGGGGGGACGCGCCUGGGUGGGGCGGCUCGGAGCCCGGGCCUGGUGGCCCCCGGGGCUCCCGGGCGAGUAGGGUAGAGUAGAGUAGAGCGGGCUUCAACAUGAUGGCGGCCGAGGCCGGCAGUGAGGAGGGCGGCCCGGUGACCGCCGGGGCAGCUGGAGGCGGCGCAGCCGCGGGCUCGAGUGCCUAUCAGGCAGUCUGUAGGGUGAAGAUACCCCCGGCCCUGCCAGUGGCAGCCGUCCCCUAUUCUGGGCUGACGGAGGCCGGAACGGCCGGGACUCUGGCUGGCGGAGCCGCUUUGGGGUCAGCGUUUCUAGGAGCCGGGUCUGUGUCGGGAGCAAUGGGGGGAGCCGGACUGUCAGGGGGAGGUGCUGCUGCUGGCGUGGCUGGUGCUGCCGCUGCCGCCGGACCUGGAGGAGAGAUGGUUCUCGCCAAGGGGACCCCUUCGUUGCCUGCUGAGACCUUCGGGGCAGGCGGCGGAUUCCCUCCUCUGCCGCCGCCGCCUCCUCAGUUGCCCCCUUUGGGCGCGGGCCUGGGAACAGUUGACGAAGGUGACUCUCUGGAUGGACCAGAAUACGAGGAAGAAGAGGUGGCCAUCCCGCUGACUGCUCCUCCAACUAACCAGUGGUAUCAUGGAAAACUUGAUAGAACUAUAGCUGAAGAACGCCUAAGGCAGGCAGGGAAGUCUGGCAGUUACCUUAUAAGAGAGAGUGAUCGGAGGCCAGGGUCCUUUGUACUUUCAUUUCUUAGCCAGACAAAUGUUGUCAACCAUUUUAGGAUUAUUGCUAUGUGUGGAGAUUACUACAUUGGUGGAAGACGUUUUUCUUCACUGUCAGACUUAAUAGGUUAUUACAGUCAUGUUUCCUGUUUGCUUAAAGGAGAAAAAUUGCUUUAUCCAGUUGCACCACCAGAGCCAGUAGAAGAUAGAAGGCGUGUUCGAGCCAUUCUACCUUACACAAAGGUUCCAGACACUGAUGAAAUAAGUUUCCUAAAAGGAGAUAUGUUUAUUGUUCAUAAUGAAUUAGAAGAUGGAUGGAUGUGGGUUACAAAUCUACGAACAGAUGAACAGGGUCUUAUUGUUGAAGACCUAGUGGAAGAGGUGGGCCGGGAAGAAGAUCCACAUGAAGGCAAAAUAUGGUUCCAUGGGAAAAUUUCCAAACAAGAAGCUUAUAAUUUACUAAUGACAGUUGGCCAAGUAUGCAGUUUUCUUGUGAGGCCCUCAGAUAAUACUCCUGGUGACUAUUCACUUUACUUUCGGACCAAUGAAAAUAUUCAGCGAUUUAAAAUUUGUCCAACACCAAAUAAUCAGUUUAUGAUGGGAGGCCGAUAUUAUAACAGCAUUGGGGACAUCAUAGAUCACUAUCGAAAAGAACAAAUUGUUGAAGGGUAUUAUCUUAAGGAACCUGUACCAAUGCAGGAUCAAGAACAAGUACUCAAUGAUACAGUGGAUGGCAAGGAAAUUUAUAAUACAAUUCGUCGAAAAACAAAGGAUGCGUUUUAUAAAAAUAUUGUUAAAAAAGGUUAUCUUCUAAAAAAGGGCAAAGGAAAACGGUGGAAAAACUUAUAUUUUAUCUUAGAGGGCAGUGAUGCCCAACUUAUUUAUUUUGAAAGUGAAAAACGAGCUACCAAACCAAAAGGAUUAAUAGAUCUCAGUGUAUGUUCUGUCUAUGUUGUUCAUGAUAGUCUCUUUGGCAGGCCAAACUGUUUUCAGAUAGUGGUUCAGCACUUUAGUGAAGAACAUUACAUUUUUUACUUUGCAGGAGAAACUCCAGAACAAGCAGAGGACUGGAUGAAAGGUCUGCAGGCAUUUUGCAAUUUACGGAAAAGUAGUCCAGGGACAUCUAAUAAACGCUUGCGUCAGGUCAGCAGUCUUGUUUUACACAUUGAAGAAGCCCAUAAACUCCCUGUAAAACAUUUUACUAAUCCGUAUUGUAACAUCUACCUGAAUAGUGUCCAGGUCGCAAAAACUCAUGCAAGGGAAGGGCAAAACCCUGUAUGGUCAGAAGAGUUUGUCUUCGAUGAUCUUCCUCCUGACAUCAAUAGAUUUGAGAUAACUCUUAGUAAUAAAACAAAGAAGAGCAAAGAUCCUGAUAUCUUAUUUAUGCGCUGCCAGUUGAGCCGGUUACAGAAAGGGCAUGCCACAGAUGAAUGGUUUUUGCUCAGCUCCCAUAUACCAUUAAAAGGUAUUGAACCAGGAUCCCUGCGUGUCCGAGCACGAUAUUCUAUGGAAAAAAUCAUGCCAGAAGAAGAGUACAGUGAAUUUAAAGAGCUUAUACUGCUAAAGGAGCUUCAUGUAGUCUAUGCUUUAUCACAUGUGUGUGGACAGGACCGAACACUACUGGCUAGCAUCCUACUAAGGAUUUUUCUUCAUGAAAAGCUUGAAUCAUUGUUGUUAUGUACACUAAAUGACAGAGAAAUAAGCAUGGAAGAUGAAGCCACUACUCUAUUUCGAGCCACAACACUUGCAAGCACCUUGAUGGAGCAGUAUAUGAAAGCCACUGCUACACAGUUUGUUCAUCAUGCUUUGAAAGACUCUAUUUUAAAGAUAAUGGAAAGCAAGCAGUCUUGCGAGUUAAGUCCAUCAAAGUUAGAAAAAAAUGAAGAUGUGAACACUAAUUUAGCACACCUAUUGAACAUACUUUCAGAGCUUGUGGAGAAAAUAUUCAUGGCUUCAGAAAUACUUCCACCGACACUGAGAUAUAUUUACGGGUGUUUACAGAAAUCUGUCCAGCACAAAUGGCCUACAAAUACCACCAUGAGAACAAGAGUUGUUAGUGGUUUUGUUUUUCUUCGACUUAUCUGUCCUGCCAUCCUGAAUCCACGGAUGUUUAAUAUCAUCUCAGAUUCCCCAUCUCCUAUUGCGGCUAGAACACUGAUAUUAGUGGCUAAAUCUGUGCAGAAUUUAGCAAAUCUUGUGGAAUUUGGAGCUAAGGAGCCCUAUAUGGAAGGUGUCAAUCCAUUUAUCAAAAGUAACAAACAUCGCAUGAUCAUGUUUCUGGAUGAACUUGGGAAUGUACCUGAACUUCCGGACACUACAGAGCACUCGAGAACUGACCUAUCUCGUGAUUUAGCGGCACUGCAUGAGAUCUGUGUGGCCCAUUCAGAUGAAUUGCGAACACUCAGCAAUGAACGUGGUGCCCAGCAGCAUGUACUGAAAAAGCUUCUGGCUAUAACAGAACUGCUUCAACAAAAACAAAACCAGUAUACAAAAACUAAUGAUGUCAGGUAGCAGACUUCGCCCAAGUGUUCUGCUUGGAUUCAGCAUGCCCAACACGGUAAUUCACAUCAGUAUAAUGUUUCCUUUGCUCUUGCCAAAAAAAUAGCACACCUUUCCACAUUCCAGUGAUGCGUGAGCUAUGCAAACAAAAUCCAAGAUUCUGCUGGUGAGUAAAUGUGCCAGCAGCUUUGUAAGCUAUCUGUGCAGGAAAUUUGCACUUUUUCCACAUACGGAAUCAGUCUUUACCAACUUCUGAGCCUUGGUGUACAGAUCACCUUUCACAUAACAAAAUGCUGACUGAACUUGAAAAAUAUUUUUUCAAUACAUCCAAUUGCCAAAGUUUUGCUGUGUCUUGGAAAAAGAACUAUGAAAUCAACUGACAAGAAAAAGGAUUUUCUUGACAAUUGAGCAUAACUGGACUGCUCACUGUUCUUACUGUAAUUUCCUCCUUAUUAGGAAUACGACCGUUUGACUGUUCAAUGACUGUUUGUAUUUAUAGGUUCCAGAGUCUGCCACUAUAAUAGGAACAAUCUUUGCUGUAUACUUUUUUUAAAAUACUGUGCUAUUUCUCUUGCUGGAACUGUUAAGAGAAAAUAUAUAGAAUGGACCUAUUGCUCAUCAGCUUUAUUUUUUAAACAUACCACUUAUUUUGUUGGAAUUGUCAAAGACUAUUUAGAGCUCAUGAUGCUUUCAUUAAAUGUUUACAACAGUAAAUAGUUUGAAUCCAGUAAAUAUUAUUGGUUGUUGUACUGAUCAAUGCAUGUUACCCAUUCAUCCGUUCUAUAGAUUACCAAUUUAUUUUAUGUGUCAAAAUAUCUGGAAUGCUUUUGUUGAAAGUACUCAUUUCUAAAUUGAUUUUUUUACAGAGCUAUCCAUCUUUGAACUCCUGACUACUUGUUCUAUCUGCUGCAUAUAUAGUUUGUAUAGUUUUAUUUGCUUCUGUAUAUGUAUUUUUGUGAAGUAUUCACAGGGGUUUAAGUUAAAAUAAAACCAAGGGAUAUCUUGAGUAACUGAUUACUUCUGUCUAAAUACAGGUAAGCAUUCAGUUUAAUUUUUUCCCUCCUCCUUUAGGGGCAGUUCAAAUUUAGUACCAGAGCAAGGGCCAGGGAGAAAACAAGCAAGAAUUCCUUCCCUCCCAUAAUUGUGCGGGAGAGAGAAGGCAUACAAAGAAGUACGUGGCAGAAAAGCAUUUUCAACAAAAAAAUUUUUUUUUCCUAAAGGCCUAGAUUCUAAGAGCAACACUUUAAUACAGGAAAAAAUAAUCAAGGAUUUAAAAGAUUGAUGCAUAGCACAAUUUUAAGCUAUGAGAAGUUGUUACUUCUGUAGAGGCAGGUGAACAGUGAUGUCAAAAGCCAGACAACCCAGUCUGCUCUCCUGUGCUCCUUUUCCUUCGUGUCAGCUCAAUUUCCAUUACUUUUCCCUCACUCCAGCUUUACAGCUGGACUACCAUGGCAGUAGUAUGGGUUACAGGAUAAAGCCGAAGGGAUAUAGACCAGUGACAUCUCCAAGAACAUUUCACCACAGUCCAGGGAGGUCCAAAUUCUAGUGCCAGUCAACUUAGUCCUCCCCACUAAUCACCCCUCAGUCUCUAGCCAUACUGACCUAUCCUCUGCCAUUCCCCCAGGCUGAAAGGUCCUCUUCUGCCUUUUAUAUUUUAAUGCCAUCUUUAUCUCUUGAGGUGGAAUAGGAAACAUGUCAUUUACCUUUGUACUCCUUACAGUAACUAGUUGGGUCAAAGAUGAAGUAAAACCUCAGACUUUAUUAAUGGGGCUGGCUAGGAGACUUCAGAAAUAAAUGUGGGCCUUGCUCUGAUACUAAAGCUUAGGGACUUAAAAGGGAAACAAAGUAUGAACACUUCACAAUGCUGUCUAGAGGCCAGCAGCACUGCUACUUAACUUGGAUAGUUCUGGAAGAUUGUUAACUUUGGCUUCUUCCAGUCCAUGUUUGUAAAAUCACACUUCAUGAAUUUCAUUCCUCAUCCAACAAUGAGAAGAAACCAAAAACUUCAAACGUAAAGAAUUAUUAGAGAGAAGGUGCAUACAGUAAAUACUGCCCUCACAUAGUGAGAUGGAAUUAAAAUGGUACCUACACUCUAAUGGCAAGUGCAGCCUGGGAUGAACAGACACUGAGGACAGCUGUGUAUCCAUCAAACUCAGAUUUACAGGGCUACAGAGUUUCACAGAAUUCCUGCAACCCAGUUUUCUAGAAAAAAUUGAACAAUCACAAUUUGGUUGCAACUUAGAAACCAAGUAAGAUCACACUUAAAUACCUGGACAAAUGCUACAAUGUGCAACACUUAGUAUAUGCAAGCACUAUUCCCAUUAGACCUGGGAAAAGUAGGCAUUAUUUGCCCCAUUUGCACCUUGGGAAAUGGACACAGAGAGCUUUAGAACUUGACCAGAAUCAUGAAGUGAAAUAGACAAUCAAGAUCAAGUACCAUAGUCUGCAGUUAUUUUUAUCAAGUCACUUCAAUUUGAAUUCAAUGUCUUGAACAUAUUUCAUCUGAUAAGUUAAUAACCAUAACACCUAUUUAUAUGGAUUCACCUGAGGGUAUGUGUUAGUUUUGACAGCGAAUGUACAAUUCUUGACUAUCUGCAGAUCUACAGCUACUUAAUUUUUUAUCUAGACCACUACUCAAGACUGUGUGUUUGAUUUCUCCUUUAAAACUUACUUGGUAGUGUUUUCAGGUAACUAAGUGAGGACAACAAAUACUGACUAUUAUUACCCUGGGUAACUAGAUUUUAGUUUCAGUUGAAGCAUUUGACAGGUGAGGUACAGGAGUUAUAUAGAAGAAAGCUAAGUAUACUACAGUGACAUCUGAGAAGGCAUUUACAAAGGUUUCAGAGGGCAAAAAACAUUCCCUAGCAGGUUUAAAGGUGAUUACUUGGAUUAAUUUUUUGUGACCUUUUUUGGUGCUUUUCUUAAAAAAAAAAAAAAAAAAAAAAAUAGGUUUGCUUCUUUUGUUUAAAACACCAAAGGCAAAUAAAUUACAGCUUUGGCUACUGCAAAAAGACUGAUUUGGUAUUAGUCAUGAUGGGGCAAGACUAUCUAAACCAGGUGCUAUUCUGGCUCUCUCCAGGGGUUUUAUUUCACAUAAAGCUAGCCUGAGAGAAAGGGAGAAAAGUUUAAUAUAUUUGAUGCUUUCACAUUAUUUCUUUUUUCAACAAAGUUAAAUGCCAGAUGCUUCAUCCUUCUGUUGAUUAGUUAGCACUGGAAAGUCAAUUUCAAAUGGUUAGAGAGAAUCUACCAGGUCAUCGUCAGUCCAUUCUUCCUAAGAAGGAAAGAAAACGUAGUAAGAAUAACAUUAUACUAAAGCGUAACAGCACUAUUUAGCUCCUUACCUUUCAGGAAAAUCUUCUUUUACUGUGAUUAUAGGAAGGUAAUAAGCCAGGAAAAUUUGUAGUAGUUCAAUCUUACAGUACUAUGGUUUGGUCUCACGAGACUACACUAAUGACAGGAGUAAAGGUUACAACUGUGACCUUCUGCCUCUUAUUAUUAAUAUAUAUCUGAUAUGUAAAGUACAAGUUUUCUGAAAAGGAUGAGAAGAAUCCUUGAAAGUCAAAAACAGAGCAGAAAUUUAGCAUGUUAUAUCUAUUUCUGUUGCCUUCCAUAACCAGAGGAAGGAUUCUUCAUCAAUUAACCAUUAUACUGCUUCAGAACAGGGUAAGAAAGAAGUGAGAAAAAUCCCAUGAUAACAAGAAGAAUAUACAUAAAAAAGGAUGCAAAAAAAAAA
Messenger RNA from Enhydra lutris kenyoni (northern sea otter), 7197 nucleotides. Its product is annotated as RAS p21 protein activator 1. Lineage: Eukaryota; Metazoa; Chordata; Mammalia; Carnivora; Mustelidae. The transcript has 25 exons. Bases 348 to 3476 code for a protein of 1042 amino acids. Gene Ontology annotation, biological process: regulation of GTPase activity. Gene Ontology annotation, molecular function: protein binding. The record is from RefSeq and is a predicted model, not a curated record.